Humulus lupulus (European hop) is the source of this 717-nucleotide messenger RNA. RefSeq lists its product as uncharacterized. The transcript has a single exon. The coding region runs from base 1 to 717 and encodes 238 amino acids. Lineage: Eukaryota; Viridiplantae; Streptophyta; Magnoliopsida; Rosales; Cannabaceae. The record is from RefSeq and is a predicted model, not a curated record.
AUGAAGAAGGUUUUGUUUGUCCUCACUGCUCUGAAGCCGGUUGUCUUUGAAGCUUCAACCGACAAGGACAAAGAGACUGAACGCGAGAAGCAACAGAAGGAAUUGGACUCUUGGGUUGAAAAUGACUUCCUCUAUAAGAAUUUUAUUCUUAACGGUUUAUCUGACGACCUAUAUGAUUAUUAUAAUUCAGAUAAAUCUGCAAGUGAAAUUUUGGAGGCGUUGCAAAAGAAAUAUGUUACAGAGGAGGCAGGAACCAAAAGAUAUGCUGUCAGCCGCUACCUGAAAUAUCAAAUGGUGGACGAUAAAUCUGUGGAAGCCCAAUCUCACGAACUUCAAAAAAUCGCGCAUGAGAUUAUCUCAGAAGGUAUGACUCUUGAAGAACAGUUUCAAUUUGUUGUUUUCAUUGACAAAUUAUCUCCUUCUUGGAAGGAUUUCAAAAGAGUACUCAGGCAUAAGACUGAGGAAUUUUCCUUAGAGAAUUUGAUCACCCGCCUUCGUAUCGACGAGGAAGCAAGGAAACAAGACCAGAAAGAAGAGGUGCUUGUUGUCUCUAACAACAACCCCAAGAAGUCCAAACCUGCAGUUCUGAAGCCUAAUGGAAAAAAUUUUAAGAAUCAGAACUGCAACUCUAAUUCAAAUUCCAACCGCAACAACCAGAACACUCCUCGAAACAAAAAUCAAAGUCGGAACCAUAACAGGAACCAACCUGGAAAAUAG